AUGCCUGCAGAUAACGAACAACAAGACUCUCACAACGAUACGUGGCAUCAAUUCUUGCAGAAACCUUCAAUUUCUGGAUCUCUCUGUAAGUGGUCGAACAUUCGCUCUGUUGUUGCCAAAAAUAACGCGAUAGAAUGGAUGGACUUUGGUGGUAUGGAUAAAUUAUGUUAUCUGGAUCUCUCAAAGAACAAUAUUAGGAGGGUGCAAGAAGCCCUGAACGGUUGCACCAACAUCAUGUUCCUCAGUUUGGCAUACAACAAUAUUGUUAAAUUAAAGUUUUUUAGAGUUCAGAAUUUUAUCAAUGAUUUUUUUACAGAUGAACUAGGCAACCUUAGCAAUCUUCAGUACCUGAACGCAUCAAACAACCAACUCAUCACAUUGUCGGAAUUCUCUCACUUGCACUCUCUCCAAAUCAUCAACAUCUCUUCAAAUUAUUUAUCCUCAAUUGAUAAGGUUCAAUCGUGGAGGAUAGCAAAAUGUGGGAGUUUCAUUGCUUGCUUGAAUUUAACAUCUUUAAAUAUCUCGUGCAAUCACAUCGAGGAUGUAUCUACGGUAAUUAAUUCGUUGAAAGGGAAUGACAGUUUAAGAUUGUUGGACGUUUCCAACAAUCCAUGCACAUGCAUUGCUAACUACAAAAAUUUGCUAAGUAGCGCACUGCCCUGUUUGGGCCACGAUCGAAAUAAUCGUACAUCUCACAUGGAUCAGUCGGAACUGUCGUUGGUGAAGGAUUAUUAUGAAUGUUACGAAAAAUUUUCAGCCUUUUUCGAAAACCAAUCAGACCUUGCCUUUUGUGAGAGAUUAACAAUGUUUAAAAAUGUGGCAAGCGAGUUUCGUGACUCGGCCGUUGCGUUAAAAAAAUUUUACGAGAAAGAUGUUGAUGCAGAUGGUUUGAUGCCGUGUUGGUCACCAAAACAUAUCAUACCAGUAUCAUGUCAGACAGUUGACGGCACGACAUUAUCAACAACAGCAUCAACAGCACCUACAUUAAUGGAGAUGACAUCAACAAGUUCAACAUUGAUGUAUUCAUGCAUGAAAACUACAUCAAAUAUUUCCGAAGCGUCAUUCAAUAAUUUUUCGUUAUCUUCUGCAUCUGUUACAAAUAAAUCAGAGACAAGCACAAAACAACUAACUGGCACCAGCGCUACGCAAUCAUCAUCUUUGUCGCCACCAACAUGUAAAAUAAUUUCUCAACCAAAUAACGAUCACAUUGCCGUUGUUAAAAUUCAGAGUCUCUGGAGGGGUUAUUCAGUGAGGAAAAAGAUGCGAAUGAUUAGAAGCGAUCUACAAAUUGAUGACGAUGAUGAUGGUGGUGGUGGAGGAGUUUUCAUGAAACAUUUGACAGCAGAUGAUCAUUUUUAUAAUGAAAAUGAAGACGGUGAUGACCUCGAUCUAGCAUUCCACAAAUAUUUGAAUGAGACUUCUAAACAAAAAAAUGACAGCAACAGAAUUUUUAAAGAUUAUGAACAAUACAAACAAGCAUGGAUUGACUCAGAAAACUCAUUUGAAACCGGUGAAUCAAAUGAUUUCGAUUGGUCUAACCGUCAUCAUGACAUCAACAAAAAUAGAAAAGUUGACAGCGAUAUUCUUCUGCUAUCACCUCACUCGCUACAUUUAAGAGGAGUAAAAUCUCCGCCCUCGUUUUCGUCGCCACCACCACCAGCGGGAAACAAUCAACCAUCUUCAAGAAGUCAGAGGUCCUCCAACGAUAGCAGGAUUUCGUUUGCGGGAUCAAGAAGGGUCAGGACCAAUAGAUUGGUGAAAAAUGAAGAAGCUGCUAAUGAAUGGGGAUUCAACAACGAAAGAUCGAAAGAAUUGUUUCUCAAACGACUGCGCAAAUUAGAAAAACCUGUCAACCGAAAAAGAUUUGAACUCAAAGGCCACAGGAGUAGCGAGGUGAUGCACUACACAUCAUUCCCGAUCAUCGUUCAAACGCCCGACAGAUCAAGCGCAUCGAGUUCUCCAGCUGAAAAAAGUAAACCUUCAAUUCAGAAGUUACCCUACAUAAUUGACGCUUCUCAGAGGAAUACAAAUUUCAAUAAAAGGAGUCGCUCAAACUCAAAUAGAGAAAAAACCGUUUUCAAAUAA
Molecule: messenger RNA, 2085 nt
Organism: Helobdella robusta
Lineage: Eukaryota; Metazoa; Annelida; Clitellata; Rhynchobdellida; Glossiphoniidae
Exons: 13
Coding region: 1-2085 (694 amino acids)
Molecular function (GO): protein binding
Source: RefSeq, a predicted model, not a curated record